Messenger RNA from Trichoplusia ni (cabbage looper), 2945 nucleotides. Its product is annotated as stress response protein NST1-like. The coding region runs from base 212 to 2821 and encodes 869 amino acids. The transcript has a single exon. Lineage: Eukaryota; Metazoa; Arthropoda; Insecta; Lepidoptera; Noctuidae. The record is from RefSeq and is a predicted model, not a curated record.
UAAUUACGCACAUUUAUUAACUUAAAGCGUGUAUUUCGAGUUUACAUCGUUACUGUAACGAACCGGAAGGUGCAAUGUCAGCAUUUGUGCGAGUCAGGAAAUAAGCACGUUUUGUUUUACUUUACGAUUAAGCGAACACAUCUCUUCAGGCUAAAUUAGUAUAAAUUCUCCAUACAGUUAACUCCCAGCAUCAAACGUGUCAUACACCACGAUGAAGACACUUGUAGUCGUAUCUGCUCUGGUGUCUCUCGCCUUGGCAGCCCCCUCUACCCCCGGAGAGGGCCUAAAGGACCGUAGUCCAGACUGGCACUACCAAGCUCAGCCUGGCUUAGCCGACGUUAUCAAGAGAGAGAAGAAAUCCCCAUUGGAUACUAUUCUACAGAAUGAAGCAACAAACAUUGAAGAUAUCGACACCAGUGUUCCUGCUCAGACAUCCAGAAGCAUGGCGCUGAAGAAACCUUUGAUUGUUAGAAGAAAGUAUGGACACCACACACUGUUCCGCGAUUCCGAAGAAGAAAAGGCCCUCACCGACUCCCACGAGACUUGCUCCAGACAAGUUAAAGUUAAGCUUUGUGGCGAAGAUCGUGACUUCGGAAGUUCUAGGAGCCAUGUUACUCACGACAGCGAUAUUCACAUGUCCGAAGACGAUGUAAAACAUAGCAUACUGAUGGCAAAAGAGGCUGUAGAGACUUUGCAGCGUGACCUGAAGAAAAUGGACCACCAUGCCGCUAUGAAAUUGCGCACACAUGAAUCAGAGUCUGACACUGAGUUGCAUGAAGAUAUUGAAAAAGCUAGAAAGGCUUUGGAACACAUUCACCAAAAUUUUGGUAAUCUGGAAUCGAUGAACUUGCAGGCUACCGCUUCCAGGGACUCAGAAGCUAUGCAGAAUGUUCAUAUAACUAUUGCGAAAACAGAUGAAGAAAGAAUGGCACAGUGGAAAGAAGCCAUGGAAAACAUUCAGAAAAAUGUUGAGAUAGCUAGAAACAUCGAAGAUAGUUUCAAAGCUGCUAGUCAUCAAGACAGUAUGGUGGUGGAGAAAACUGGAAUUGAAACUGACAAGAAAGAGCAUCAAUUAAAUGAAAAUGUUGAUACUCAACUACUCACAAAUGGUGACAGUCAAAUGCGGUCUAUGGAGCAAACAUCUUUAAAUCACGAAGAAAAAGAAAUUACUGAAGAUAAGACCAUGAACCAAGAAGUAAAUGAACACCUUACAACUCAGAACGCUAGACAACAAGAAGCCACUGAUGUUGAUAUGAACAUGUCUCCUUCUGCUAAUAUUGAAAUGCGUGAAACUGAAGUUAAAAAUCAAGAGUUAUUAGGAAGCGAAGGUCAAGAAGUAGAAGAGCAUGCAAAAACGGCGGAAGAAAAAAUAGAACAUGUUCAGUCUCACACGAGCAUGAAUCUUGAACACGAGACCACUCAUAGCCAUCAGCAUCAUCACCAUCAUCACCAUCACCAGGAGAAAAGCUCUGAAAUGAAUCAACAUAUGUCAAUGGACCAAACUGAACAUCAUACUUCCCAGUUACCGUUAACUGAAGUAACUGAAGAAAGUGUAGAAACUAAACUGGCUCGGGAAAAUGUUCCUGAAUCGGAGAUGGUUGUCCACACCAUUACAAACAACAUUAAGCCAACUUCAGACAGUUUAAAGGAACAUCCACGCACUGUUGAACAAGUUGAUAUCAACGCUGAACAACACUUGAAACAUGAAAAGAGCGCGGAGGAGACAACUAAUGAUAUGAUUGAUUUUCUUGCCAAGUCUGCAGAGCAGUUGAAAGAAGAGGCAAAAGAAAGUGAAAAUGUAAUGACAGAAUCACAAACCAUUUCAGAACUUGGAAAGGCUGCUGAAAUUUCAACUCUGAAUCACGUUCAAAUUGUGGAACCAAAAGAGGCCGUUGAAAUAGAAGAAAAGAAAAUUGAUAGUAUCCCUAAAUCGUCUGAACAUUCAGAACUUAAAGACUUACAGGGAACUGCCACACAUCAUGAAAAUAAAAUGAUGGCUAAGGCGGUUGAACACAAAGAGCACGUGGUUGAUCACAUGGUAGAACAUUUAGAAAUGCCUCACCUGACCACUUUAACAGCGCCCAAACAUGCAGAAGAAAACCACCACCACCACUUGCAUCAUAUUCACCCAGAAAUUGCCUUGGGUCAUGUAUCUCCUAAAAAUACCAUUGAAGAAUCAAUGAACAUUCCGGAAGACAACAUCGAAAAUCACAUGAUCCAGGAACAUGAGAUUGAUCACAUGAGACAUUCUUACAUUCCGGAACACGCUCACCAACCUAAUAGAAUAGGCUUUGCACAUGACUACGACCUUUCAAGCCACGGCCAACACCAGGUGCAUCCUUACCCCUUGAGAAAUCACCACAGCAUGAUGUCACAUCCCGGUAUGCAUGACUUGGGUAAUUUCGGAGGCGUGCACUCUAAUUACCAUGGAGGUAUGAGGGAAGCUAUGGAAGGCCUUGGGUCCGAGCACAACUUCCGUUGGCAGCCCACACACGAGUCUGCUAGAGGAGCUUAUGGAGCUGGUCUGUCAGGCUCCUUAGGGCCUGCUGGUGGAGCUGUCGGUGUAUUCCCGACCGCAAACACCGGUGGUUGUGGCAUCCCCUUGCUGCUGAGCUGUUCUCCAUCUGUAGUAUCUGGCAGCUUGGCCAAACCUCACUCCAUCGGUGGCUCGUACGGACCCUCGUACAGAAAUGAAGAGGACUUCGGAUUCCACAACAAGCGUGACAUCAAGAAGACAAACGAGCACAGAACUACCAACACCCUGCGCAGCAGCGCCAUCAUCAAGCAGAAGACUCCCACAUUACUAGACACUAAACAAUAACGUGAUUCAACGACUAUUGGAAAACGGAAGCCGACGAAGUGAUCCACUAAUUUAUUUAUUUAAUUUUGUACUCAUUUUUCUAUGUUUUUAAAACAUCACAAAGGUAAUAAAGCAUUUUCUUAAA